This is a messenger RNA of Trichogramma pretiosum, 2723 nucleotides long. Its product is annotated as elongation of very long chain fatty acids protein 4-like. Lineage: Eukaryota; Metazoa; Arthropoda; Insecta; Hymenoptera; Trichogrammatidae. The record is from RefSeq and is a predicted model, not a curated record. Gene Ontology annotation, biological process: fatty acid elongation, saturated fatty acid; sphingolipid biosynthetic process; fatty acid elongation, polyunsaturated fatty acid. Gene Ontology annotation, cellular component: endoplasmic reticulum membrane. The transcript has 6 exons. Gene Ontology annotation, molecular function: fatty acid elongase activity. Bases 425 to 1504 code for a protein of 359 amino acids.
UGAACGCGCGCGACGCUGCAGCCGCAACGCGGAGAGGAAGAGAGCCAAUCGACGGUGGCGGUGGUGCGCGCACACACACACACACACACACAUUCGAAAGCAUACACACACGGUCGUACUGGAAGUAGCGGCAGGUAUAUGCUCUUAUACCGCUCGCGACCGAUAGGCCUGGCCAUCAUCGUCGACGUCUCUGAGCGCGCGGAUCGUUGCGGAUCGUUGCAACAGUGCCUGCUGCUACGCGUUUUUCGAGCCGCCAAAAGGUGUUAUAAUAAGCGCUGAUUGCCGAUCUUGGAUCGACGGCGGCCCUUCGAUCGGGAGAAAAAGGGACGAUCGUUUUUGUGCUUUUUUUUAUUGAGUGCGCGAUUUCUCGAAACUGCACCGCCUUGUCGUCCAGUGAACAGCUCCGACGAAUCCUUCGAGGGCCAUGGCGAGCAUAAUCAAUUCGACGACCAACAUCAUCAACGAUGCCUACGAUUACUAUCUCUGGACGUUGACCUUAUCAGACGAAAGGACGAAAGGAUGGCCGUUGGUCGAUUCACCGGCGCCGACGCUCAUGUACACCAUGAUCUAUCUGUUCAUCGUCUGGCAAGGACCAAAAGUCAUGAAGAAUCGCAAACCCUUCAAGCUCACGUGGCUGCUCGUGCCCUACAAUCUCGCGAUGGCCGCGCUCAAUGCCUACAUCGCUAUCGAACUGUUCAUCGCGUCGACCAAGUUACGCUACAGCUACGUGUGCCAGCCCAUAAGGCACAUUACGAGGCCGGAAGAAUUACAGAUCGCAAACGCCGUUUGGUGGUACUACUUCAGCAAGCUGCUCGAAUUCUGUGACACGUUUUUCUUUAUUCUUCGGAAAAAAGACAAUCAGCUUAGCUUCCUUCACGUCUAUCACCACUCGACCAUGUUUUCUCUUUGGUGGAUCGGCAUCAAAUGGGUACCAAGUGGCUCCACGUUCUUACCUGCGAUGGUCAACAGCUUCAUUCACGUACUGAUGUACUCCUACUACGGCCUCUCGGCUCUUGGACCUACCGUGUCCAAGUACCUCUGGUGGAAGCAGUACCUCACGAUCCUCCAGCUCAUCCAGUUCACGACGGCUCUGAUUCUCGGCAUCAACGGCAUCAAAACGGGCUGCGAGUUUCCCCUCUGGAUGCACUACGCCCUCGUCUUCUACAUGAUCUCCUUCAUCGUCCUCUUCGGAAACUUCUACGCCAAGGCUUACAUAGCCAAGGGCAAGCAAGCUUACGCGGCCAAGCAGGAGAGGCAGAGGCAGAAGCAACUGCUUCUGGCCAACAACAACGGCUCGUGCGCCAAAGAGGCCAACGGUACUUGCUACAGCAAUGGUAAUGGCAACGGUUACGCGGCGAACGGUCACAGCAACGGUAAGACCAACGGCGCUGCCAAUGGUCACAGCAACGGCAAGACCAAUGGUUCCGCCAACGGUCAUAGCAAUGGCAAAACUAGUGUUCCAGUCAAUGGACAGAGCAACGGCGUAUCGAAAAAGACCCAGUGAUGCGCUCGAACCCAUACACACAAUUACACAAACACGUACACAUUUGCAUAUAAAUUACGGACAUAUAUAUUUGUAGAAGCAUAUAUUUUUUACGUAUGUAUACGCGUGAACGCCGAGUGAUAAGAAGUGCGAUAAAGUCACCUCCAUUACCCUCUGUCUAGUACAUUCAUAUGUAUGUGUUUAUUCAAUUUUAAUAUACAUAUGUAUAAUUAUGUACACACACAACUAUAUAUAUUAUUGUAUAGAAAUUUAAAAUAUCUAUACGUAUAGGCCCAUUAGCUGUACGCGUUUACUAUACGUAUUGACUAUGUAAAGUACUCGUCAAUUUGCACUUUCAACGUUGAGAGAGCAUAAGUGCAAAUCGAGGAGUAAUUUAUACAAAAGCAUUAUCGAAAAGAUUAAAUUGGAAGAAGGCUGCGUUUCAUUUUUACGAAAAUUUUGUUCCUGUUCUUUUCGUAAAAAUGGGCAAUUUUUAUAAUAAAUUAGAAAUUUGAAGUUUUAUCGAUCAUUGCGCCGGUCGAAUAUUUCAAGUUGUACAGACAAGUAACUUCCAUUUUCUCCUAAGAUAUACGUGCAUAUAACAUAUAAAAUAUUUUUAGUAUAUGAAUAAUUUAAAAAAAAAAAAGCGAAUAUGGACACAUGUAAAAUCGAAAUUAUUUUUCCACAUAGAGUAACGAACACAUAAUACACGUUCACAAAAGGUAAAUUGUAUACAGAAUACAAUUGAUUUUUGAGGAAUGAAUAAGAAAAUAUAUAAAUAUUAUUUAUUCGAAAAAUAUUUGGAAGCGAAAAAAAAUGAAAUGAAAUGAUAAAAUGAAAUUAUUGAAUAACUUGAAGAGUGAAAGAAGAAAGAAAGUGCCUUUUAUAAAAGUUCGUGUGAAAGUAUAUGCCAGCGUUACUGAAUAUUAUAAACAUACACGCAUAGGGAUCGAGGUUUCAUCAUUAACUUUACCUCCAGAGUUAACAGAAUUAUCUAUAUCAAUGGUGUAUAGUGUUUCAUAGAAUACACCAUUAAUCGAUAACUAUAUUAGUAAAAAUGUUUGGCGCGUACAUAUCGAUAAGCCAUUCAUCAUCAAAGGCUUUUUUUAAUUGUAAAACAGUCAAUCAUUGUUUUAUUACUUGUCGUGGGUCAACUAUCAAUUGGUACCAUGAUUUUGUUAAUCGGUAUCUUGCAUUGAAAUUAAUAUUAUUCUCAUUGUUAUAUAAAAAAAAUCAUUGC